Messenger RNA from Periconia digitata, 1221 nucleotides. The record is from the annotation of a GenBank genome assembly. NCBI's taxonomy places the organism in Eukaryota, Fungi, Ascomycota, Dothideomycetes, Pleosporales, Periconiaceae.
ACCGCCACCAUGCGUUUCCCAUUCGUAGCGUCCCUCCUCGUCGCUGCUGUAGCCGCCACUUCCACCGACUCACUCGAUCCACCUGGAGACCAUGAGCGCGCAAAGGAGGUGACGUUGGUGCGCGAGGGCGAGAGCUACAUCGUGAAGCUCGAUUGCCCCGGAUGUCCGCUGAACAAGGGGAUGACGGUUGAGAAGGAGAAGGAGUGGCGGGGAGUCAUGGGAGAGGAUGCGUUGAUCCUAAACAUCACCCUCUCCCCCUGCAAACGCUCCCUAACCCUCGCCUCGACCCCGCUCUACCCCCUCCCAGCAGGCAACCCCCCAACCUACCGCGUAAUCCAAACCCUCUCCUCGCUAUCCCCGCACGCCCUCGACACAAUCGCCCCGCUCGUCGCACCCCCAACCCGCUCCCAAGAAUGGUUCAACUACGUCGACCUCGCAUACACGCACCGCAUCCUCGCGACGCCCAACGCGGGCCAGUUCAUCCUGCAGCUCGACGUCACGGGCGUCGUGUACCGCGAGCACAACACCUCUUCCCUGAAACUCUACAACUUCCCCACCGAAGCCGAUGAAAGGAAGGUCAUUGAGAUCCUGGUCUCCCAGCAUCUUGAAGACCGCCAUAUCAAACCUCACAUUUCGUCUAUCGCUCUUCUUCCACCCUCUCAUGUCAAGCCCCCGCUGAAAAUGAAAUGCGGCCGUCCUGCUGCGCGCAUCACGUCGUUCAACCCGCUCGAGUGGGAUAGCUUUGGCAAACUCGGGUCCGCCGCCCGGACGUGGAAUGUCUUCUGGACGCGCAUGGCGGCGUUUUUCAUGGGGCCGGGACUGCUCUGCAUGUUUGUUACUGCGGGGGUUGGCGCGGUUCUGCUGGUGCGGAGGCGGGUUGUUGAGGCGAGGGCUGAGAAGGGGUGGGAUGAGGUGGGCGUUGAUGGGGAUGAGGGGGUUGUGUUGUUGAUGGGUGGGGAGGAGGGGUUGUAUGUUGAUGAGGAGGACGAGGAUGAGGAGGAGGGGUUGGAUUUUGAGGGCAAGUUGGAGAGUGUUUGAGGGAUGGUGGGGAUAUUUGUGUGUGUGUGGUUUUUUGAUAUAGAGAGAGGCAUGUUCGUGCUGAUGGUGUAUGCCAGGGUGAAACAAUUGUUCCCUAUGUCCUCCCGCCUCAUGGCGGCGGCUACUGUUGUGGGCUGCGGCGUAAUUGGCAACCAAGAACUAUUGCUGUACUUACAGGUUUGU